This is a messenger RNA of Bacillus rossius redtenbacheri, 5077 nucleotides long. RefSeq names its product protein phosphatase inhibitor 2-like. Lineage: Eukaryota; Metazoa; Arthropoda; Insecta; Phasmatodea; Bacillidae. The coding region runs from base 74 to 595 and encodes 173 amino acids. Gene Ontology annotation, molecular function: protein phosphatase inhibitor activity. The record is from RefSeq and is a predicted model, not a curated record. The transcript has 5 exons. Gene Ontology annotation, biological process: regulation of signal transduction.
GUGCGUGCACGCAGAACGAGUAGCAGGUGAUUCAUCAGUGUGUAUCCUUGGUCGAGUUGUCACAAGCCCAAAAAUGACUGAAAAUUUGGCGAAAAGGCCGUCAAAGGGCAUUUUAAAAUCAUCAUCUAGCUUUGAAAAACCUGAUGCACCGAUCAGAAAGAAACAUAAAGAAACGAAGUGGGAUGAAAUGAAUAUCAUAGCGACACUUCACCCUCCUGACAAGGAUUAUGGACACAUGAAGAUAGAAGAGCCAAAAACGCCCUACAAUUGGGCUGAAGGGGUCGGAGAUCAGCCCGAUAGCUUAGACGCAGACGUUUUGGCAGAGAAGAUCAAGCUGGGAGCCGAGGAGCCGCCCAAGAGCCUGGCCGAGGAGUCGGACAGCGAGGAAGACAUCGACGAGACUCCCGAGGAGAGAGAGAAGCGGAAGGUGUUUGAGUCGAAGCGCAAGGCGCACUACAACGAGUACCACGCGGUGAAGCUGGCGCGGCAGCUCAUGAGCACGGAGGAGGAUGACGAGGAGGAGGAGGAGACCCCGCAGGGCGCGGCCAGCGACACCAGGCAGCCGUCCACCAGCCGGAGUCCCCCGGAGGUGUAGCUCCGGCUCCCCCUGCCCUCGGUCGGUCCGCCCGCGAUGACAACAUCUCCGCGUCAGCUGAGGUUCUUUAGCAAGCUCCCGGGAGUACGUUUCCGAAACAUAAACUUUGCAAGGAGCGACGAGACGGGACUCGUUGAGUUGUGUUCGGCCUGUGUUAGUCGUGUUGGCACCAGUGCUGCGGCACGCGGCAGUGCCUCCCGACAGCGGCAUCGUGUACUUAAUGUGAAGCAAUUGUGCCAUGUCACAUGCAGUGAUUCCACUGUGUGUCGAGUUGUCGAUGAGGGGGAAUAAAGUGUAUAUCAUAUGCAUGUGGAUAUUAUAUACCUAGGUUAGCUAUAAUAAACGCAGAGUCAAAAUCUUAUUUAUGAAUGUGUCCUGUGGACUAAAGAAUUACUAUUGUGUACAAGAAGAGGUUUUAAUCUUUGUAUGUGACGAAUGUUGUACGAGAGUGGUGGUUGUGUAAUUAAUUACUGGUUGUAAUUUUGGCAUGUGGAACUGUGCUGUUCUGGUGGUUGUUUCGUUACAAGAUUUGACGAUAGUUGGCUACAAGAGAUUGUGAUAAGUUGAGUUUAAACAUUCACUUCUUCCUCAAUCUUAACAUUUUGAGAAUCACCUUGUGAUACAGACACGAAGCUUAGUUUUAACAUCCAUUUAAUUAUUGUCUCUGUGAUAAGUUAUUUAUUAAAAUGAUAAUAGCUUAUAUAUUAGGAGCAGUAGGAGGUGUAUGUGUGUGCCAAGGAACAGCAGGUGUUUGUAGCUCGGAGGAGCUCCCGAGCAGUGCGUCAGUUCUGCUGGGCGGAGCUGUUCUCGUUGGUUGUGGGCUCAGGAAGUGUGGCAAACUGUUCGAUGCUAUUGUGUCUAGCAGUUUAUUUUUCGAGGAGUAACAGAUGAUUAUUUUUCAUAAGUUGUUAUUGACGUGGUCACUAUGCAUAUCAGUGGAUUCGGCAGCAGGAUGGCCUGAGCGGACAGUGUGUGGUGUGCUCGGAGAGUUGCUGAUCCCUGCAGACAGAGAUGCCUCUUGCUCCUGUCUCACCGCUGGGACACGCUAUUUCCUGUCCUUGGACCAUUGUUCGGUCAGCGACCAUUCAAAACACUUGGCCAGACAAAUAUUAACAAAAAUAUUCGUGGUCUCGCUGCUCUGAGCAGUGUAACGGAGUCAACGGAGUCUAGAUAACCGCCCGCAUGCGUAGGAUGCGUGUGUGCAUGCGCGUGAUGCUUGAACUGACCUGACACAUCAGUCGUCUGUGUUGCUGCACUUUCAUCCCAUUGCUUAUUUAGAGGGUUUUUUUUGUGUGUGUUCAUGUUAUGCAAAUUUCUAAUGAGAAACUUUUUUUAAUGCUAUGUACUGACUGUGUUACUUUGUGCUUUAUUUUUUAUUAAUUUGUUUAGGAAUAUAUUAUAUUUUUUACACAUUUUUAGCUGUCUGCAGGUAAAAGUAGAUAUAGAUUAUAUUAAUGCAGCUUUAUAAUUAAUUGGUCCAGUGGAUUAAAUAGUAAGAUGUUGAGUUCACAAAUUGUUAUAACACUUUUCUUUCUAGUACCAAGUCCAGAGGUAUGGUUCGAGUUUGUAUUGCUGCCCUGUUAGUGCAUAUCUGCCCUCACUACAUCUGAUUGAGACUCUAGUAACUGCACUCUCAAGAGGAGUUUUCCUGAUUGAAAGUAAAUGUCAGUACGGUGUUGACGCAAGCUGCAACUGUGGUUGUUCGCUCGCAACGUGUCGACACAGUGGCCGGCUGUGUGUCCCUGGGUGUGCAGACUGUCACAUGUUCGCUUGAACCCUUGGAGACGUCCAGAUGGAAGCUGUGUGUAUUGCAGACUCCUGGGAGUGAUGCGAAUCUGUUGCUAACUGCUAUAAAAUUUAUUAUCUACAAAUUCAAAUGGUGUAACGAGUGUUAGCAAGCUCAUUAUCAUUGCGAGACUAAUAAUUCACUGGUAAAAUGUUAUGAGUACCAGAACGUAGCAUUACAAUGACAGUUUGUGGCAACUCUGUUUUAGUCUCUGUCACUAAUUAUGUAGUUAACCGAAAUAUGUUACUUACUCAACUUCAAAUAAAAUUUUUGAACAAACAUGACUUAGGAAAUGAUCAAGUGGCAGAUUCACAGAUACAAAAAUGGCUGGCUGACUUUUCCGAGCUUGAUGGCUCGAUCGUUAUCAUGUCACUGCUGACAUCACAUGUCUGGCCCUCCGUGUCUUCUGGCCAGUUGAUGCUCGUUGCAAGCCAUCCUGACACGCACCACAUGCCCCAGAGCAUGUGUUCCCCUCCUUUCAGCGUCGGCGAGAGUGACUGUCCCAACACGUCCUUGCUCGAAGCAGGUCAUGGCUUAUCUCUAUACACCAAAAAUUGAUUCUCAAUUAAUUCAUUAAUUUUUUAAUUUACUAUAAAAAAAACACCAUAUCUUAAGCAUUAGUAAUUCAGUUUAUUUAUUUUGGUUCAGGGACUCAGCAACAUUUGGCAAAAAUUCAGGGCCGGGAGGGGGGGGUCCCAACCAUAGAAUUUGCAAAAGAACAAAAAAAAAUCACUUAACUGUCCCUUGCAGGCAUUGCUGGACGUUUUCGGGAUGUAACUACAUAGUAAUUAUUAUUAAUGCAAUUUUGAUUGUAUGUACGUUUCUUAAGCAAUACUGCUAGUGUUUACUGCAUCUUGGAAGGGAAUGAGGCGUCUAUGAAGAUAGUGACCAUUAAGGCGUAUAACCAGAUAUUAUCAGUGAAUACACAAUUGCAAUCACACAGCAUUAAAUAUGUAGGUUUAAAAUCCAAGGCUUCCUUCUGUAAUAUUUACAAUCAAAAGAGAGAAGCUGACUUGAAGUUCAUUUUCAUUGUCCAACAGGCUAAAAAAAUUACAUGGACACUUCAGUUCAUUUAAAAUGAUUCACAGCUAGGUAUUCGUGAGCAAUUCACGGAAAACUGCAUGUCUUAAGUUCAUGUGCUCAAAGAGCUCCCUGGCGAGAAUUGUAGGCAAGUGUAUUGUAGACUUCACUCGCCUCGCUACACUCUGGAGGCCGCGUGGGACAACUACUCCCUCGAGUAGCCAGGUGUCCCUCCUGGUAGUUGGCAGCUCGCUCCUUCCACCACAGGUGCUCAUCAGCUCUCUCACCCCGACCACUCACUCUGCUGUGUGAGUGUUCCCUCACUCCUCCACCGGAACUGCUGAUGUCUGACCGAGCUGGGCCAUGGCAUUGCCGAUAUCAACAGCAACUCGCUGACCCGUCAUGUCACUAGGCACUCGCUCCUAGUGGACUCCUGUCCGCAACCCACCACCGUAUUCUGACUUGACGUCCCUCUGGUGCGUGCAGGACAUCCCAACUGCUGAACUCUGACACUGUCGUCUCUCCCGCCUCUCGGCUGUGCAGGAUGGUCUUGCCCCCGCCCACGAGCCACCACCUCUCGCUGACUGCACGUCGUUCGCCCGGUUCAGGAGGGCAAAAUAUAAAGUAACGUUUCCAUGCCAUUCUUUUUUAUACCUACAGGACAAGUUCUACAGAGUUUGACUGUGCAAGAAUUGUGUUCUGUAAAACAUGCUGUUGCUUAGUGACCUUUUCGAAGGUCAGGCAUAUUCUUAACUGGAACUAUUAACCAAUUGUAUGUUGUGUCAACUCACUGAAAGCUCAUUUUCUGACUUUCCACAGCUGUUAGCGUGAUUUCUUUAAUUUUAUUUUCAAAAUAUAUCUUCAUAAAAAUUUACAGUUAAAAACAAAAAAAUUCAGUUAGCCAGAUGGAUAUUUUCAGAAUUUCUAGUUGCAGCAUAAUGCAGGGUAGACAUUGUCAAGAGUUUCGCUGUAAUUUAAGUUAAAUUUUCUUUAAGCUACGACGGUUCAUCAUAGUGUGAAGAUGUGUGUAUUUCUUUUGUUUUCAUUGCACUUGUUUUUGUAUCUGAUAUGAUGCACUGACAAGUUAUGUUUGGAAAAUUUUGUUUAUAAGAUUUUUGUAAACUAGAAUUUUUCCUCAGCCUUUGAAGUGUAAAUAGUGGCCACAUGUGUCCAGCCUGUCUGAUGUACCAGUGCUUUAUUUUAUCUGUCACCACAAGAGAAGUGUUAAAAUUUUGACAUGAAAGUAUUUUUGAAUCUGCACAUGGAGCAAUAAAGAUUUCUGCUUGUUGAAAAAAUAAUGUAUGCAAAAUAAAAGUCUUUGGAAAAUUCUGAUGAAAAUAUUGCUGUGUGUAGUUGCAGUAAAACACCACUUUAGAAAAUUCACUGCCUGUAAUGUCAGCUUUUAAAAUUUUGAAACAAGUUUUUUGUGCAUAUGAUUGGUGUAUAGAUGAAAUGUAAUAAUAAUGUAUAAAUAUUGUAUUAUUUAUAUACGUUGUUGACAUUGUAAUGAAGUCUGAUUUUACAACUUCAAAUAAUAAAAUUUAUUAGAGCAUUACAAUGGUGAAUUUGAUUCGUCACAUUAUGCUUUCCAAUCAAAAUUAUGAAUGAAAAUAUGAUUUGGUCUAGCAUGCUGUAUCCAAAAGAACAGUAUUCACUUAAUAAAAAAAUAAAAUAAA